Peniophora sp. CBMAI 1063 is the source of this 633-nucleotide messenger RNA. The record is from the annotation of a GenBank genome assembly. NCBI's taxonomy places the organism in Eukaryota, Fungi, Basidiomycota, Agaricomycetes, Russulales, Peniophoraceae.
AUGAUCCUUCCAAGGAAAUCAAAGGGCCUCUCUCCCAGAAUAUCUACGCCACAAUCGUCUCCCAGGCCACGGAGCACAUACUAUAUACCUGCGUCAAAUCUCCAGGCCUGGCAUGCUACGCUGCCAACACCCUCGGUGAACAGCGCUAAGCAAAGGUCACGAAGCCAUGCGGCGAUGGCUGCUAAGAGGGAGUACGCACCUGCGCCCGUAAUACCGUCGCGGAUGCGCGCGCGAAUGCUUGCCAAACGGUUCGACAUUCCGGACCGGUAUCCAAAAGCACCCGCGAGCUUUCGCUCUGUCCACGCUACUCCGACCGCAUGGAGUGCAGAGCUCGUGUACGCCUCGCCGCUCUCUACCCCGCUAUAUCAUGGUCCCUAUGAAGCUGUGUUGGAAGCGCAUACUCUCGAUGUCGCGUUGGGGAUGGGACACUCGCCCCGCUUCGUCCCGUCACAUGUUCCAGCUGCUUGGAUACGAGCCGAGAGAGAGGAACACGGGUGGCUGGGAGGGGGAGUUCAACUCGAGGAAGAUGCCUUAGAGGACCAGUCGGUCUUGGAGAUUCAGGUUGCCCCGGCGGUCAUGCAGGCCUCGCGCGCCAAAGUGACGCGCUGGCUUGCACAGAUGGAGGCAAGAUAG